This is a messenger RNA of Rubroshorea leprosula, 638 nucleotides long. The record is from the annotation of a GenBank genome assembly. NCBI's taxonomy places the organism in Eukaryota, Viridiplantae, Streptophyta, Magnoliopsida, Malvales, Dipterocarpaceae.
AACCAUGAAUUUUCGCCCUCCAAUUUGACUGUUCGGCUUCAACUCCUUAUGGGUUUUCUGGAUUCUUCUCCAAGUCGACUCCUUUUGUGGGUCUCUGCAUUCUAUCACUUUCCUAGCCAUUCUGGUUCCCAUAUAAAUGUUGGAAAACACAAGGAACUGAAAGUAGAAUUUAGAUUCAAGGUUGGAAUACCAGAAUUUCUGAAUGGAGUAGGGGGAGGGGUUGAAGCACAUGUGGUGAAGCUAGAAUUGGAGAUUGGCGACUUUCAGAAGCUGCUUGUUACUAGCACGCUUAAGCUCAAGAAACUUGGCAUUCCCUGCAAACAUAGGAAGCCGAUACUGAAAUAUGCCCACAAGUAUAGGUUGGGACUGUGGAGGCCUCAAGCUGAGCCUGCAAAGGCAUAAUGAAGGGCAGCAGCAAUAUGUUUGUCUAUGAUAGAGUCUUUCCAACGGACAUUUCUUCUCCUUGAGAUGAGAAAUUGUUGGAGUUUUGGCCUCAGUGUCUGUAACUCUAUUUAACGGACGGAGUUUAGUGGUUUAGGUCAACAGAUACUGUGAGCAUAUCUCACAGCCUCAAUAAUUUAUUUUCAUUUUGCAUCCAUUUCACAUUGAGAGCUGCAGUUGGUAUUGGAUGAUUACUU